AUGGUUUCGACGAAGAAGACGGUUCGAUUUCUCUUCCCAGAUGAAUGGAUCUAUCGCCUGGCGCAUGCCUUCGCUAAACUCCUUUUCCGCUAGAUUUAUUCCCAGUGGUCUCCCGUAUGUCGUUCUGAUUCGCAACGUUUGCUUCCUUCUCUGAGCAGAAGAAGACCCAUGAGAGCAUUAACAACCGGCUCGCUCUUGUGAUGAAGAGUGGCAAGUACACUCUUGGAUACAAGACCGUCCUGAGGACGCUGCGGAGCUCCAAGGGUAAGGGUUCUUGUUACCAUCCCUAUCGACUCUCUCCACCAGCGAUAUGUCUUCAGUCUGAUCACUCCGCAACAAUCCUUUGGCGUGGCCCUGUCUUGUUAGGAAUCGGUAUUCUUUUUUAGGUACUUUUUAUGUUUCAUUACUUUUCCUGGGAAUGGAUACUCAAGGAUGGUCGCUAGUCGAUUUUUGGGAUCACAUCGUGAGCUUAUGAAUAGAAAUUUUUCGUCUUUGCUAGACGUUCGACGUUGACCAACUAUACGAUUUGUAUUUCAUUGAUGUACAGUUCCAAUGCCUCGUGAUGAAUAACCGAUGUCGUCGAUAAUUUUGCAGCCCCGCAUCUUUUCGAAUGCACACCACCAUCCAAUUUAAUUCAAUUUGGGUGUUUUUCUAGAUUUAAAGACAUUUAUUCUAUCUUGUAUUUGUUGAAUACUUAAGAUUUAUGAGGUGAGGUUUCCUCAAUUACUUGGGACUGAAGUUUGUUUCUUUGAACUGAUGAACCGUGUCCUAGAGAUGAAUCCAGUUCCUUAGAAAAGAGUCACUAUUUCUUUCUCCUCUCGAUUUUUUUCCUAAAGUUUCGCGGGGAAACACUGAGAGUGAGACAUUAUGAUUCGAUUGUCUGUUGCUUCUCAAUGUUCGAUUAUGAGUUUUAUCUAACUUAAUGCCUAAGUUCACAUUUCCAGAAGAGUGUACUUUGUGUGAAAGUGUUUGAGAGCGUACCUUAAAUACCUCAUUAUACGUUUAACUUUCCUAAGCAGGUUUUUCCGUUUAAAACACUAAUAAGCGACCAGAUAAUCAUAAGUUACAAAAGAUAUCGUCGUUUUUUUCUCUCCAAAUUGUUACUGAUAUCAUAAGCAUCACAUUUACUGUCAUUUUAAUUAAUUCCUUUCGAGCUGAUGUUUAAUGAACGGCGAACGGCGCCAACAUGCUAAUGUAUCUCGUUCCAUAUGGUUAGAAGGUAUGUAUAGAUUAUUCUUCUUUCAAGUUUGUGAGCUAAUUGAUGACCAUUUCCUGCAGCUAAGCUGAUUAUCAUCGCAAACAAUUGCCCUCCCCUUCGGAAGUCAGAGAUUGAGUACUACGCAAUGUUGGCGAAGGUUGGAGUUCAUCAUUUCAAUGGAAGUAAGUAGGCAUUCCUCUGGCUAGAGUUUUGAAUUGCUGCUAUGCUAAAUGAUAUUAUAUUCUGAUGAUAUUCCAUUAAAAGUUUUGUCUUUUUUUGCCUCUGAAGCUUUUGGCUUUUGGUUACAUGUUCAUUAUAGCCAUUCUUCUUCAUUUUCUUGGUUGUAUUUACAUCAUUCCUUUCUUUGCAAUGCCCACAUGUUAAAAAAAUUCAUGAAGUAACUUUGGAACAUAAUAAUUGAAGUUUUUGGCUUCUGUGUAGAUGCAAUUUCUAUCACAGUCGCUCCAUUUAUUAAGUUCUACUAGGUCAAUGGCGACGUAUUUAACACUUACAUUCUCGUCAUGUAAGAUCCCAUAAGUUAUCUUUUGUGUCUACAUGGUUCAAUACUUACAUACAGAAUGUGUAUUCAUCGAUUCGUAACCUGUUUUAGUGUUAAAUUUUGUACGGAAAACCAGAUUUAGUGGAAUGUUCUGGAUUUUAUAAGAACAUGCUCAUGCUCUAACCUAGGCAGUGCUUUGAAUUUUUUUGUGUUAUGUGGGCUCUAGACUGAACCCUGUGAAUCAGUUCAUGGGAGACCGGGGGACAGGGAGGACAUGGCCCAUUUUAUUAUACGUAUUCAUGAAAUUUUGGGGAGGGAACUGCUUCGUAGGGAUGUGCAACAUUACUAUUUUAAUUAUGUUUUUUGUUACACAACCUCGUGUUUGACUUAUUCAUUGAGACCACAAUCCAAUGAAAGCGCUAGUAGUUAUGCUUUGAAAAAGAUCUUCCGUGUAAUUCAGCUGACUGUUUCAACGCGUGGGCUUCUCACAGACAACGUUGACCUGGGAACGGCGUGCGGCAAGUACUACAGAGUCUGCUGCCUGAGCAUCAUCGAUCCAGGUGAGCUCCACGGACCACCAUAUCCAUCAGAUCUGCUCAUUUUGACGGUUGACUUCUGUGUAAACGCCGGUGCUCAAUGAGACCGUUUGUUGUUUCCUCAGGUGACUCCGACAUCAUUAAGAGCAUGCCGGGGGAGCAGUGA
Molecule: messenger RNA, 2399 nt
Organism: Spirodela intermedia
Lineage: Eukaryota; Viridiplantae; Streptophyta; Magnoliopsida; Alismatales; Araceae
Source: the annotation of a GenBank genome assembly